CCCUGCCCCCCCCCUCCCCGGCCCUAUUUACUCACUGAUUUGCAGAGGAACCGAGCAGCGUCGCUUCCUUCCCCUGCCCUGAGCCGGAAAUUCCUCACUCCUUCAUGAAAAUGGAGCAGCACUCCAGGAACUUCAUUUCUGCUCCAGUCGUGGCCUUUACGGCCGCGCGUCGAAGAACCGCGGGCUCCCAGAAGAAAAACGGGUUCCCAGAAGGAACCUUCCAGCCCGGUUUGCCUGCACCCAGCGCAGCCCUGGGCUGCCGGGCUCCUGCACGCUGGGAUUUGGCUUGGGGGGGAGGGAAGCUGCAGGGAGAAAGUCCUCCAUCAGCAGCAGAGCCUGGGAAGCUGAGUGUGCAGAGCACGGGGAGGUGGGGGACGGCGCAGAUGGGGAACCUUGGCUGCCAACUCGGGGGGAAGCGAUGGCACGCGCAGCGCAGCAGCUGAAUUGAGUUGGUGUCUUCGUGGGGGAAGCAGACUGGGCAGCGGUGCAGGGGAGCAGCGUGAGCAGGGGAAAAGAUGAGUUCUGGGAGGAACGCCUGGAGUUGUGAGCGUGUGUUUGCUGGCACGGAAGCGAACUGCCCAGCAGAGGUGGCUGCUGGUUGCUCUGCCCUGCUGCCGCCUGCCAGCACGGCGAGGUCUGCCCGCGUGAGCGCUGCUGCCGGGUUAGAAUGUGAAGAGGAAGGAAAAAGGAGUUAAAACCAGAAAUGGCAUCGGAUGUCUCCUCGCUGGGCGCUGCCGUCGGCUCAGGGAACCCCGGGGCCGGAGCUCAAAGCGGAGGAGCCAUCGUGCAGAGAGCGGCCAAGAGGCGGCCAGGGCUUGAUUUUGAUGAUGAUGGCGAAGGGAACAGUAAAUUCCUCAGGUGCGAUGACGACCCGAUGCCGAACGACAAGGAGCGAUUUGCCAGGUCUGAUGAUGAGCAGAGUUCAGCGGAUAAGGAGAGACUUGCCAGGGAAAAUCACAGCGAGAUCGAACGCAGGCGGAGGAACAAGAUGACCGCCUACAUCACGGAGCUGUCCGACAUGGUGCCCACCUGCAGCGCCCUGGCCCGCAAGCCGGACAAGCUCACCAUCCUGCGCAUGGCCGUGUCUCACAUGAAGUCCCUGCGCGGCACGGGCAACACCUCCACGGACGGCACCUACAAACCCUCCUUCCUCACCGACCAGGAGCUCAAGCACCUGAUCCUGGAGGCGGCCGACGGCUUUCUGUUCAUCGUGUCCUGCGAGACGGGGAGGGUGGUGUACGUGUCCGACUCGGUGACUCCCGUCCUGAACCAGCCGCAGUCGGAGUGGUUCGGCAGCACGCUGUACGACCAGGUGCACCCGGACGACGUGGGCAAGCUGAGGGAGCAGCUCUCCACGUCGGAGAACGCGCUGACAGAAGGAACCAAACCCUGGUGCCUUUCUAACAAGGAUCCUGCAGCCCCCCCUGAGAGUGCAUCUAAAGGUCGCAUCCUGGAUUUAAAGACGGGCACGGUCAAGAAGGAGGGGCAGCAGUCCAUGAGGAUGUGCAUGGGCUCACGAAGAUCCUUCAUCUGCCGCAUGAGGUGUGGCAACAGCUCAGUGGAUGCGGUCUCUGUAAAUCGUCUCAGCUUCAUGAGGAAUCGCUGCAGGAACGGCCUAGGAGCGACGAAGGACGGCGAGCCUCACUACGUGGUGGUGCACUGCACCGGGUACAUUAAGGCCUGGCCCCCUGCAGGUGUUUCACUGCCUGACGAUGACCCGGACGCGGGCCAGGGCAGCAAGUUUUGCCUGGUGGCCAUCGGCAGACUCCAGGUCACUAGCUCGCCCAACUGUACAGACAUGAGCAAUGUUUGCCAGCCAACAGAGUUCAUCUCCCGACACAACACGGAAGGCAUUUUCACCUUCAUAGACCACCGCUGCGUGGCUACUGUUGGCUACCAGCCGCAGGAACUUCUGGGGAAAGACAUUGUGGAUUUCUGCCACCCAGAAGACCAGCAGCUCUUGCGGGACAGCUUUCAGCAGGUGGUGAAGUUAAAAGGCCAGGUUCUGUCAGUCAUGUUCCGAUUCCGAUCCAAAAACCGGGAAUGGCUCUGGAUGAGAACCAGCUCCUUUACCUUCCAGAACCCCUACUCGGAUGAAAUUGAGUACAUCAUCUGUACCAACACCAACGUCAAGAACUCAAGCCAGGAAUCUCGGCCUGCCCUAUCAAACUCAAUGCAGAGGCCCCAGCUGGGGCAGAGUGUCAGCCUUCCCCUGGAGAUGGGCGCAGCACAGCUGCCCUCAAGGCAGCAGCAGCCGCCGCAGCAGACAGAGCUGGAAGUGGUCCCGGGAAGAGAGAGCCUGUCCGGGUAUGACCACUCGCAGGUUCCUGUGCAGCCCGUGACUGCUGCCGGCGCGGAGCACAGCAAGCCGCUGGAGAAGGCAGAGAGCCUCUUCAACCAGGAGAGGGACCCGAGGUUCGGGGAGAUGUACAGCGCUAUCAGUGCAGACCAGAGCAAAGCCAUUCCUGCCAGCACGGUGCCUGCCACCCCGUCCCUCUUCCCGCAGGGAAACACCUUCACGCCGUCGCGGCCCGCUGAGAACUUCAGGAGCGGCAGCAGCAUGGUGCCCGCGGUGAACAUCAUCCAGCAGCAGCCGUCGGCGGCCGGCCGCAUCUUGGCCCAGAUCUCGCGCCACGCCAGCCCGGCUCAGGUCAGCGGGAGCAGCUGGGCUGCCGGGACCCGGCCGGCCUUCACGCCCCAGGCGGUGCCGUCCCCAGCGGUGAAGAGCCGCCCGCCUUCGUUCAGCAUGGGGACGUUCCAGGGCACCCCGUCCUCCUUCAGCCCCAUGGCAGCUCCCGGCUCCACGGCUUCCCCCGGCAGCACCGCGUACCCGAACCUCGCCGGCCGCGGCGCGGGCUUCGCAGCCACGGAAGCAGCGCAGACCCCGGCCCCGUUCCAGCCCCGGGCAGCAGCUGAAGGUGUGGGGAUGUGGCCGCAGUGGCAGGGGCAGCACCACGGCGCAGCGCCCGCGGAGCAGCACGUGCAGCAGCCGCAGCCGAGCCAGCCCGAGCCCUUCUCGGACAUGCUGACCAUGCUGGGAGAGCAGGGCCCCAACUACAACAACGAGGAGUUCCCCGAGUUGAACAUGUUCCCUUCCUUCUCAGAAUAAAACGCCAGCGCCGGGGGAAAGCAAACCCCAGCUGGGCACAAACCUC
Numida meleagris (helmeted guineafowl) is the source of this 3155-nucleotide messenger RNA. RefSeq names its product aryl hydrocarbon receptor nuclear translocator (gene ARNT). The record is from RefSeq and is a predicted model, not a curated record. Gene Ontology annotation, molecular function: RNA polymerase II cis-regulatory region sequence-specific DNA binding; DNA-binding transcription factor activity, RNA polymerase II-specific; protein dimerization activity. The transcript has 23 exons. NCBI's taxonomy places the organism in Eukaryota, Metazoa, Chordata, Aves, Galliformes, Numididae. Gene Ontology annotation, biological process: regulation of transcription by RNA polymerase II. Gene Ontology annotation, cellular component: aryl hydrocarbon receptor complex; cytoplasm; nucleus. Bases 704 to 3109 code for a protein of 801 amino acids.